UUAUGUCGAAGUUAUAAUCUCUUUUAAUUAAGGGGUCGUUUGGUUGGGAACAAGUUAUCCCAGGAUUAAUUAUCCCGUGAUUAGUUAUCCCACCCUUCCAUAGGGAUAAAAAUAACACUACAAUCCCGGGAUUAGUUAUAUCGCGAUUUUAUCCCAACCAAACGUGGGAUAAACUCGUCUCAAAUUCAAUCCCGGGAUUAAUUAUCCCUUAUCCCUCGUACCAAACGAGCCCUAAAUGCUUACUCUAUUUAUGUGUCAUCUCCAUUAAUGAUAAAAUUCUACUAAGAGUAAAAUGGGGAAGAAAUAAUUAGUAGUGUCUUGAACUUCUAAAACGACAAAUAAUUUGAGACAACUAUUUUAGUCACGACAAAUAAUUUGAGACGGAGGGAGUAGCUUUGUUUUCCUUUUGUAUUUGUCUCUAACUGUGUGCGGGCUUUUUUAUGUUUUUUUUUUUCUGGGAUUAUGAAUGUUCCGUUUCUCUUUUGUGUUGUAAUAUUUUGGCAUAUUUGGUUGCAGGGAGCAAUUAGAGGAGUGCGAUCUAGUGUUUCGAGUGUGUUCUAUGACUUGAUCGUACUUGGUUGAUAUCUUCUUGAGAUAGAAAAGAUUUAGCUUUAACUGAUUUUGGAACCAUGCCAGUUUCUGGAAACGAAGAGCCUGGAGUUCUUUCCCGGCAGUCUAGUAGCUCUUCUUCAGGUAUUGUCCCUCUUAAGAAGAGGUGGUACUCUAUGGUCCAACCUAUCCGUGCUGAGCGAUCUUCUUUUUCUAAUGAAAAUGAAUCCAAGACCAAAGAUUCAGCCUUGAGCCAAGGAUCGACCUUGACUUCUUGUGACAGUACAGGUAAAUCUGAUACUCCCAGGAACUCUCUUCUAAAGGUAAAGGAAGAAAGACCUUCGGGUGCGAAAGUUGACUCUCAGCCUACUAUGCUACCAUUUUUAUCCAUAUCUCCGGAAACAAAUCCUAAUACUAGCUCCGAUACUUCAAGAAAUGUUGACAACCUAAAACCAGCAUUGGCCAAAAAAUUAGCUGGCCAGGGAGCUAUAGGUAGAACAACAGUGACUGUCAAGAAGGAAGCUAUUGCCAAUCAAGGGGAAAGCCACGGUAAACUUGAACUUCCUGCCAAUUCAGGGAAUGUUGAGUUGUCAUUAGGCCCAAAGGAACCUCAAGUUUCUUCUUUGGUUGAUCCUUCAUUGCUUUCUCUAUCUUUGAACAAAGGGAAGGACAUUUCCCAGGAUGGAAGUUGCAAGAUUGGUUUGAAUAACAAAGCUGCUGAUGAUAAUGCACACACUAAUAGAUCUAAUUGGGAUCUGAAUACUCCUAUGGAUUCAUGGGAGGCUGGUGAUGAUGCUUCUGUUAAAGAGACAAGUCAUAUUAGUUCUGCUUCUGUUAUUGGUGCUAAUGAUAAUAAAGGGAAGCAAGUUGUUGGAGCUAGUGAACAGGGAUUUACUUUUCCCAUCUCAUCAAUACAUCCUACCUUAAGAUACAAGUCUGUGGAUGUGCUUCGUCUUAGUCUUGGCAGUACUUUACGAGAGUUUGACUCCUCAGCACUGCAGUCAUGGGCUAAAGUAGCCUCCAGCAGGGUUAGUACGAACUCGGGUUUGCUGAAAAAUCUAGCAUUGGAUAGAAAUAUGAAUUCCACCACUUGUAAAACCGUUAAGUCAGAACCUGUUGAAGAAACCUCGGUACAAGCUAAUGUUGGAACUGUGUGUCGUCCAGCUGGAACAUUGGAGGCUAAUGUAGUAAAAACUGAAGUUGUGAGUCAGAAUCAGCAGUCUAUUGAGUUGUCAACUAAGGACCUUCAGAAAUUAGUUGAGCAAAAACCAAUGAAAUGUGAACCACUCCAGGAGGUUAGCCAGGAAAUAUCUAUGACAUCAGAUGUGAUUGCGCACCAAUCAGUUGGAAGGGUUUUGCAGCUUCAGGAGAGUUCUUCGUCUUCGUGUUCUUCUUCUUCGUCUUCUACACUGCCAAUGCCUUUGACCCCUCAACAGGGAUGCCCUUCUAGAUUGUCGACCUGUUCAGAUUUGUCUGUGAGUGGGGACUUGUGUGCUCCAUCUGAGUACUCUGUUCAUAGUAAUGAAGAUAAUAUAAGUAAAAAUGCUCUAUAUCAUGCAAAUGCUGAUAUUGCUGCUAAAGAUGCAAACUUUGACCUCAAAGAAUCAAAUAUAUCCAGUGAUAACGUGGAGGCAUCUGUUUCAGAGGGCAUGGAUAUUGAAGAUCACAUGGGAUACAAAAAGACACAAGAUGCACAUAAUUUGGUUGCAGGUGGUGAGAGAUCGGCAAACAAUGAGGAAAAGAUAAGUAUAUCAGCUGGUACAGAAGAAGAAUGUUAUGGUUCUGAUUAUGAAUCUGAUGGUCAUCAUGCUUUUGCGGGACAUGUUGACACUGCGAGUGGGUGUGGCAGAGAGGAUGAUGAAUAUGAAGAUGGUGAGGUCCGAGAACCAAUGAUGCAGUCUAUUGCAGAAGACCCACUUGCUGAAGGGAUGGAUUCCGACAAAAAUAAUGAAUCUUCUAGCAAAAAUGCUCAUUGUUCUGAAUUUCCUGGGGUUGGGGAAUCUCAUUGCUUCAAUAAUGAUGAAAAAGAUUACAGUAUACCAGUUCAUACUGUGUCUAAUGAUGACUUUGUUAAAGGCUGUGAUGGGAAAGCUCACAAAAUUGAUCAUAAAGACGGUAAUCUGCAGAGUCCAUUAUUAGAUAAAGAGGGAACAACUAGAGAUAAUGAGCAGAGGCCUAUUGGCGCUAUUCAACAAGGACCAGUUGAUCAACCAGGAAUAGCAGAUGCGCAGGAAGGAUGUGAAAAGUCCGUCUUAUCUGACGGAGCAGCUGCUGGUAUCAAUGCGGCUGGCAGAAAUGUUGGUGAGGCUAAUAACGAGAAUAUUGGAAGGGCUGAUAUGUCACCAACAGCCGAUCCAUAUUUGCAAAAUGCUGAAAGAUCUCUUAAUUCUAACUCUAGUAAAGAUCUGUCAAAUGUUGGAGGCAAGAGCCGGAUUAUCAACUUACCUCGUGCAUCCAAUGCAACAUCUCCUAGUAAUUUCAGACCUUUUAUGGGUAGGUCGCCGUCUUCAAGAAGUGGAAGAGAAAGGUAUUCAGAUAUGGAGGAGGAGAAAUUCCAUCUACGAAGGAAUAGGUUUCAGGACCGGUCAUUUGGCAACUCAAGGGGGAAAUUCAUGCGUGGAAGAGGGAGGGGUUCGACCCGGUUUAACAGUUCACAUAGAGAAUGGGAUUCCGGGCAUGAUUUUGAAAGCUAUAGAGGUGUAUCUGAUUAUCGGUUUAGACAUAACCGUACAGCUGCUGUUGAGGAAUCUGAAUUUGAACGUAAUGACUAUGAUAGAAGACUAGAUAAUACUGCCUUUUCUAGUAGUAGGAGGAGGAAGCCAUUAAGUGAUGCCUUGCCUUCAUUUCGGCAUCCACCUGCACGUCAACUGUCCCCCAAUGGAAGAGAAGGUGCUGCUAUGAUGGGCAUUCAAAUGCUUCGUAGAGCUCCGAGGAAUAUCAGUCCGAACAGAUGCACCGAUGAAGAUGACUCUGAGUUGGUAGGUGUUCGGCAUAGUGAGAAGUUUAUUAGGGACUUUCCAGCUGAUAUUAGUGAUCCUGUUUAUAGUCACCAGCAAUCUAUGUAUGAUGGAUCUGAUGGUCGUUUCGUUCAGGGUAAUACAAAGUUUACCGCGAUGCAGAGAAGAUGUUUCCCUCGAAUGCGGUCUAAAUCUCCUGUUAGGUGCCAUACACGCUCCCUUGGCCCUUGGUCCUCUCCUCGGAGGAGAUCGACAGAAGGAUUCAGUGGUCUUCAAGAUUCAUCUCGGCACAGGUCUCCGGUUAUGUACAGGGACGAUAGGAUGAGGUCUUCUCCACGAACUUCUUUUACUGAAGAAGCAAUAGCUCCUCGAAGGCGUGACUCGCCAUCAUAUACUGCUCGGCGUCUGAAUGACAUGAGGGACGUGGAUGUUGUACAGGAGCACAGUCAUCCAAGGUCUCUUUCUAGCAGAAGAAGUCCAUCUGAUCGGGUAUUUAAUAGAAGCAAUAGGAGACUUGAGAUUAUAGAUCGUCGGGAGAGGGAUGAUGGUGACGAGUACUAUGAUGGGCCGAUACACACUGGUAGAUGUUCUGAGCUUCGCAGUGGUGGAAGGACUGACGAGAGAAGGAAGAAGUAUGGCGAGCGGCGAGGACCUAGGCGAAUGAGAAUUGUCGAAGAGGAAGAAGGUAAUUUUAGACAGAGUGGACAACUUUGGCAUGGAGAAGAAUUUGAUGUCUCCAGAUUGAAGAGAAGAAGAUUUACUUGAUAGCUCACUGAACCUGUUUCUGCAUCUUUUUGUUCCUGAAAGAGAAUUCCUGUUCCUGGCAGACAGACAGGUUAUAGUAAUGUGCUGCGUGUAUUGAGGAACUGAGACCGACUUUUGAAUGCAUCUAGAUGAAUGCAAUUGGGGGUUGGGGGUGGGGUGGGGGGUCUGGCUUGAAGAGGGUUUGAUAUCUCCUUAUCGAAAAGUAGCAGAUUUUGACUUAAUAGCUCAUGGGACCUUGAAUCUCUGGGGAAGUAUGCAUUUAUGCAUGUUUUUGCUACAAUCUUGUUACUAGUAGGCCGUCCAAGGAACGUGCUUCUUAUCAUUGCUGCCUGCAGUUUGUUGUUUCAUCAGAAGUAUACAACUAGUUUAAGAAGAUGCUCUUUUAUGCUGGCUUGAAAAUAGCUAGUUAAAGUUGCUACUGUGCUGGCAUGAAUGCUACUAGUUUAAGUUGCUAAUGUGCUUGCUGGCUUUGUGUAUAGUUUAUAAGCCUUAAACACAGCUUUUAGCCGCUCCUGGAAUCCUUGGAACGGAGCAGAGACCUUUGCACAGUUUGGUAAGCUUGAAAUUCGUCUUGAGUUCUCUACAACUUCAAGAUGAGCUUAAACACUUAAAUGAUUCCUAGCAAUAACAACUAUCCAUGACUAAUCGCGGGGUAAAUGACAUCAGUGGUUUACAAGAGUUUAACCAGCUGGUGAUGGCCAGUUAGACAAAGAGGUUGGUGAUGGGAUAUUGCCCAAAGGGAAUUUUGCAGGUGUAUGAUAUAACAAUAACGCCAUCUAUAAGAACCAAUAUCAUUGAGAUGGA
This is a messenger RNA of Lycium ferocissimum, 5075 nucleotides long. RefSeq lists its product as uncharacterized. NCBI's taxonomy places the organism in Eukaryota, Viridiplantae, Streptophyta, Magnoliopsida, Solanales, Solanaceae. Bases 630 to 4271 code for a protein of 1213 amino acids. The record is from RefSeq and is a predicted model, not a curated record. The transcript is spliced from 3 exons.